CCGCGUCAACACUCCACCACGCACGCGCGAUCCGCGCACGCGCAUUUAUAAAUCAAUACCAUUUCGUGUCAUCACAAAACACUUUAAAAUUCUUUUCAAAUAUUUUUGAACUAUUAUCCUAAAGUUUUUUUGCUUGUGUUGUGUCAGUGAUUGUGAAACAGACUGUAUUAUUUUUUUGUUAGAAAGUGUUCCUACCUGCCAGGAGUGUUUUUCUAUAGUCCACCGAUGGCGCUACGGUGACCGAAGAUGUCCGUCCGCGCAGUAGCGCUAUGGUGUGUGGUGGUCGCGGUGACCGCUCGCGCCGCCGCCUACACCGUUGAUUGCAACCACGAAUACACAGACUGUGAUACAGAACUCAGUAAAAUAACAGGAGAAGAAGAUGACGUCAGAGGUAACAGACAGCCACCACAAGUGCAGCAAAAAACAACAACAGAGGCUCCAAGCCAACAAUUCCAGUCAACCACACCAACAACGACAACGACAACUACAACAACAGAAUCUUACAUAGAAACGACAUCAGAAAGAAGAAUGGAACAAGAAACUGAAGCCACACCGCUAUCAGAAGUUGGGGAUCCAAUACUACCAACCCAAGAAAUAAUUAAACCAAGGCCAAGGCUUUUAAACCUGAAUGUGGAUGAACUACAAAACUUUGCGAUUGCACUGCAUAAUGAAACGAAUGCGAAAUCUCAGAAGAAACAUCUGUCGGAUCUUAGUGAUGUUAAUUUGGAUGUAGAUGACGAUGAUGAGCCGAGGAUGAUACCAGUAGAACAUAAGCAUAAGGAUAUGCCUGAGAAGUUCUAUGCUAAUCUACAGGCUCCAUUCCAUCCGCUGAUGACGGCAGAACGAGGGUCGGAGGAGAUGGAUACGUGUAAAGAAAAUGAGAUGAUUUAUAAGAUUGGUGAACGAAUGGAUCGUGGUUGUGAAGAAACGUGCGAAUGUAUAACUGGUGGAAUUUUUGACUGCUCUCCGCGCUGCAAGCAUCCCUAUAUAAGGCGCGGUAGAAGAUUAAACGAUCCUCUGUGCUUCGAGUCGCCUGUCGACGAAUGCUGUUCCAUUAUAGCCUGUGCUACUGGAACCGGAGAAAAUGGAAAGAUGGCCAAAAUUGAUGUGUGUCGUUAUGGAAAUGAUACGCACGCGAUCGGCUCUACCUGGCACAUUGGUUGUGAGCAGACCUGCACUUGUGAACCAAACUCCGUUGUGACUUGCAAACCCAGAUGCAAUGCCCUACCUGUUUCGGACAAGUGCAUCAACGUUCAGGAUCCGAACGAUGCGUGUUGUGAAGUACAAGUCUGUGACGUCAGCCAUGAUGUUCACGAAGAACCAGAGAAUUCCACUUCCACUUCCACAACGACCACUACCACAACUAGUACCACUACCACUACCACUACCGAGAUGAUCAAAGGUUUCGAAGAGUAUGACGAGCAGAUUGACAACAUUGAAACAAGACCUUUGAUACUCACAGAACCCAUAGGCUCAGUGAAAGUUCUGCAGAACAAUUCCGUCCAAGUCAACCUGAUGCAUUUGAACCACAGCGAAGACCCUAUACACCUUCUUCUAAGCAAUGAUGGCGGAAAGUCCUUCAGUGAUGUGGAAUUAAAGUAUUCCAACCUGAUCCUGAAUUUGGAAGGUGGAAGAGACUAUAUACUGAAGACUAAGGAAACUGGAACGAAGUUCAAUUUUACCAUUACGGCUUCCGAUAAUGGACUUAACGAAGUGCCCAAUGAGGAUAUACACAAUGUCUCCAAAGAAGGCUGCUACCAUGACGGACAGUUUUAUGCUAUUGGUGAUGAAUUCCACAUCGGUUGUUCGGAGCUGUGUGAAUGCACUGGUCCAGACACCCACGAGUGUGCAGCUCUUGUGUGUCCAUCCCACGUGGGCCUAGAGCUGGUCUCCAAGGGCUGCGUGCGUUGGGCACCUUCUCCACCAGCCACUCCACCUAACUGCUGUCCUAGGACCGCCAGAUGUUUAAGCGAUGGAACCUGCCAUUACAAAGGAGUUGCAGUACCCAACUGGAGUGAAGUGCCAAUAAGUUUGACUGGUUGUGAACAGCGUUGCUUCUGUGAGAAUGGGGAGCUGGACUGCCAGGAUGUUUGCUCUCCCCUUCCCGCUGUACCUCCUCAGACGCUGCGCUGUCCUCCUUCCCAUCGGCCAGCUCCCGUCAACAUAUCUGAUGAGGAUUGCUGCAAGCAUUGGGGAUGUAUACCUCACCCCGGUCAUUCGACGACGGAUGGGCCAUCACAGCAGUCGUUCCUUCCGACCAUACCUCCCGAGAUCCACUUCCCUCAUGACGAAAACAUUCCUGACUACGACCAGAACAACAUCCACAGGCCUAUGGGUCCUGGGGAGCCUGCUUUGCAAGGCCUUCCACCAGGUCUGACCCUGCCCCCAGGAUAUGGAGAUAUGAACAAGAAACUGACUGUUAUUUCUCUGCAAGCGGACUCUCCUACAAGUGUGAAGAUGCUCUUUGGUCUACCAGCUGUACUGGUUGGAUUGCGAGGCAGUGUCGAUUUGAGAUAUACAGAUAAGGCUGACGAAGACAUAUCCCGUUGGUUCUCACAAGUGUUCGCGCCAGCAGACGAGAUUCUGACCACUCCUCGUUUAGAGUUCAGACUGACUGGUCUAUCUCCAGGUACAACGUAUAAGAUCAGAGGAAAACUGUACCUCCACAACCUUCCUGUGGAGCCAGAAAGUGAAAUCUAUACAGUCCGAACUCUGGACUCUCCUUCGGCGACUCCAACAGUUGAAGAGAAACGUCGUGAGAUCGACAGUAGGCUGACCAUCGUGGAUGUCAAUGACACCGUAGCUCAUGUCACGUGGAGACGUUUUGGUGAAGAUGAAUUGCAGUUCAUAGACGCUAUACAAGUCAGAUACCGUCCAGUGGGCACUCCGAUCUACAGCAUGACGGAACUCCUCCAUCACAGUCGGUCUACGGCUGAGCUCCAUGACCUACGUCCAGGUAGUCGGUACGAGGCAUCACUCGUAUUGGUACCGCCUCCGAAAGCAACCACUGAACUUGUCGAUCCUGGUAGAAUUGAGUUUACCACUGCUCCUUAUGUUGACCCAUACAACUGGACGGUGACGAUCGAGGCUCGUACGGUAGGUUCUGAAGCUGCGGAAGUAUGGUGGCGUGGUAUUCCAUCGCCAGCCGAGCGCUGGGUCCGUGUGUAUCGUGGAGCCCACGCUUGUGGUUCGAAAAGAGAACAGGAUGAAUUCCGUCUCGCUACCAGAGAUCUGCCACCGGCUAUCACUCUCACUGGAUUACAGCCUAACACCAAGUGUCGUGUAUGGUUGGAGAUGUUCCUGACAAACGGUAAAGUGAAGACCAGUAAUGUUUUGGAGAUUAACACAAAACACGAAGAUUCUCCUGAGCCUAUUGACAACGAGAUAGAAGCAUCAUCAGUGGCCAGUCGUCACCGAGGCGACUACUACGGCGCGCUGGUUGGGGUGGGGGCAGUGGCUGCCCUCGGCGCCCUCACCUCACUGCUUCUACUCCUUGUGGUGCUGCGGAGACAUCGACCACGAUCCGUGCCUAUUACUACUGUGCCAUCAGCUCCUCGAGAGUCGUCACUCCCGCCGUACGACAACCCAGCAUACAAACUAGAGUUACAACAGGAAACCAUGGACCUCUGACAGUUAAGUUCCCGUGGGCACAUGAAUGGCCUCAACGGGAUAUCCGAGCGCGGCGUUGAUGUAGACAUGCACAACGGCAGGCCAUACAACGAGAUGGGUGUAUGAGCCCAUACAACAACACUAAACGGACCAAUCUCUGUUUACUAAUCAACGAAAUAAAAAAUACAUACAUGAACUCUACGAAUGUGUUUGUGAGAUACCAUACAAUACUCAUACAAAUAAAAGAUGAUUAACAACAGCCCGUACAAUUGUAUGGCUAGUAAUGUGGAAGUAAUUAAAUAAAAAAUAAAUAACAAAAAAUUUGCAUGGGACCAUACAAAAAUGUGACUUUACUAAAAAUAAACUGUGAAUUAAAGUGAAACGGUGACGAACGAUUUUGUACGUAUUUCUAUGUUUUAUAUUAUAUUAAGUCUUCUGUACCUUGAUUUAAUGAAAUUUGUAUAAAAUAAGGUAGCUAAAUCAUACGAAAUAAUGUAUGUAUGAAAUUAAUUAUGUUAUUAAUAAUUAAGUGCUAUGAAAUUCGUUACAAUUCAAUUAAAUUGUGUACCUAAACAUAAAAAAAAUAUAUUUGUCAUAAUAAUAAUCCAGAUUCCUAAUAUUAAAUGCAGUAGGAUAAUUAAUUUUUUCGCAGUAAAUUAAUCAUAAAUUAAUACCCGAUGUGAUAUCCCGUAAAAAGAUAAGCUGUCCCUUAAAAUUCUUUAUAUUAUUUUAUUUAAAUUAUUUCACAUUUACCUAUGGUUUAAAAUAAAAGCAGUAUAUCUAAGUGUGGGAGAGUCAUGCUUCGGCACGAAUGGGUCGGCUCGACCGGAGUGAUACCACGGCCUCACAGAA
This is a messenger RNA of Spodoptera exigua (beet armyworm), 4461 nucleotides long. The record is from the annotation of a GenBank genome assembly. Lineage: Eukaryota; Metazoa; Arthropoda; Insecta; Lepidoptera; Noctuidae.